Molecule: messenger RNA, 815 nt
Organism: Cyphomyrmex costatus
Lineage: Eukaryota; Metazoa; Arthropoda; Insecta; Hymenoptera; Formicidae
Product: protein FRA10AC1
Exons: 4
Coding region: 71-805 (244 amino acids)
Biological process (GO): dephosphorylation
Molecular function (GO): phosphatase activity
Source: RefSeq, a predicted model, not a curated record
GCCUGGGAUGAGCUGAUUGCUGCCAGCUGAAAAGUGAUUUACAUCGCGUGGAAGGCGAAGAGAUUCGACGAUGUUUCCAGCUUACGCAAACUUAUCAGCAUACGACAGGCACAAGAAACUCAUAAAUGACUACCUGACAAUUUAUGGGAAAUCUGUAUCAUCGUUCAAGCGAGACACGUCCCAAGACAAAACUGAUUACGAUGUUAUCCGAGAGAAUCACAAGUUUCUCUGGGACCAAGAAAAGGAUAUCCCAGAUACAUGGGGUAGCAGAUUAGCUAAGAAAUAUUACGACAAAUUGUUCAAGGAAUAUUGCAUAUGUGAUCUUACAUAUUAUAAAUAUAAUAAGAUUGCCUUGAGAUGGAGAACUGAGAAGGAAGUAAUAGUUGGGAAAGGACAGUUUGAGUGUGGCAGUAAAACAUGCAAAGAGAAGGAAGGUUUGCGUUCUUGGGAGCUUAAUUUUGGUUAUGAAGAACACGGCGAGAAGAAGAAUGCACUAGUAAAAUUAAGACUUUGCCCAGAAUGUUCGGUAAAACUUAAUUAUCGAUCACAAAAACGGGAGGUGAAAAGGAAGAAAUCUUUGAAGCGUUUGGGCACAAAUUCCAAAAGUAUCAAUGAUGUCCCUACUGUUUCCAGUAAUCCAGAAUCAAAUAAUAAAGCUGAGACAGAUUUCAGUUCAGCUGAAGUACAAAGCAAUGAGAAUACUGAUACAAAUGAAUCAAAUAUCUGGAAAGAGAAAUCAGCUGAAGACGUAGAAAAGACAAGAGAACAAGAAUUUGAGGAAUAUUUGGCAGAUUUAUUUAUGUGAAUGCUAUUAA